CGGUAACAACACGUCAGCUGCAAAGAACGAUACAAAACAUCAAAAUUAGAAUGUCUGGAGAGUUUGCAGGCAAUGAUGGGUUUUACAGUGGGGGGUACAGUUAUGAACAGAACACGAAUUAUGACAUGGGAGGUGGACAGUAUGGACAGGAGACGCAGUUUGGCCAGUUUGACUACAGUCAGGGGUACGGCUCAGAGCAGCAGUACUCAGCUCCCCAGUCCAAUAUGUACACGGGCUCCAUCAUGACACCGGACAUGAGUGCUACCUAUGCCAGUCCCAGUAGUUCAGACAGCUAUGAAGACGAGCCCCCUCUGUUGGAAGAACUUGGAAUUAACUUUGAUCAUAUUACACAAAAGACACUGGCGGUUCUGAACCCAUUCAAGGCAGCUGAACAUGACAUGAUGCAGGAUACAGAUUUAGCUGGACCCCUAGUAUUCUGUCUGGCCUUUGGAGCAUCCUUGAUGCUGAGUGGUAAGCUGCAUUUUGGAUACAUCUAUGGAAUUGGUGUGGUGGGCUGUGUUGCCAUGUAUUUCCUGCUUAACAUGAUGAGCAUCACGGGGGUAUCGGUGGGCUGUAUCAUCAGUGUACUGGGCUACUGUCUCCUACCAAUGGUCAUCCUGUCCUUCUCCGCUGUACUUCUCUCCCUCAAGGGGAUGCUGGGUAUUAUACUGACGGUAGUGGCCGUGCUAUGGUGCAGUUUCUCCUCCUCUAAGCUAUUUGUGUCCGCCCUGUCAAUGGAGAAUCAGCAGCCUCUGGUGGCCUAUCCCUGUGGACUCGUUUAUGGAGUUUUUGCAUUAUUAACUGUGUUCUAAGGGACUGGUCAUGUGACAAUGUUAAAUUAUCAGGAAAAUUGUGUCUUGAUUCACUCUAGUGCAUUUUUUUAAAACCAAGAGUAUUUGAAAAGAGUGCAACAAAAAUAUUUUGCUAUGCUUUAAGGACAUGGAAGGAGACAAUACUGGUACAAUAUACAUGAGAAAUGAUAAAGUGAAACAAGAAAAAAUAAUGCUGUCACAUGUAUAUACUUUUUAGUUUGCAUGUUUGCAAGACUUGUGAUAUAGUUCUUCUGUUGUUAUUGACAAAGUAUUGCAGAGCUUAUUUAUUUUAUAAUGCUGAAUGUGAAACAUUUACAAAUUUCAGUAUAUUUUCUUCACAUGCUUAAAAGCUCACUAAAGUUUGCAUAAUUAUGAAUAUAUUGAAAAUAAAGGUUAUAAAUGAC
Molecule: messenger RNA, 1216 nt
Organism: Saccostrea cuccullata (small rock oyster)
Lineage: Eukaryota; Metazoa; Mollusca; Bivalvia; Ostreida; Ostreidae
Product: protein YIPF5-like
Exons: 7
Coding region: 51-812 (253 amino acids)
Biological process (GO): endoplasmic reticulum to Golgi vesicle-mediated transport; vesicle fusion with Golgi apparatus
Cellular component (GO): membrane; trans-Golgi network
Source: RefSeq, a predicted model, not a curated record